CGGCUUUACAUCAGAAUGAGAUAGUACAUGGAUCUACUGAAACGGUUCAUGUACCUACGGUACCAACAACAGCUGUGAUUAAUAAUAAUAAUAGAAUGUACAAUAAUGCAGAUGAAGGCGAAGGAGAAUCGAAAACAUUUGGAAAAUUUCUAAUUGGUUUAUCAUGGGUGUUAAUUUUCUUAACAAUGCCAUUUUCAUUGUUAAUUUGCUUUAAGGUGGUGCAGGAGUAUGAGCGAGCCGUCAUAUUUCGUUUAGGAAGACUGUUACCUGGCGGUGCGCGAGGACCUGGAAUAUUUUUUAUAUUGCCAUGCGUUGAUUCAUAUGCGCGUGUUGAUUUACGUACACGAACAUAUGACGUACCCCCGCAAGAGGUAUUAACAAAAGAUAGUGUAACAGUAUCAGUAGAUGCUGUUGUAUAUUAUCGUGUAUCAAAUGCAAUUAUAUCAAUUGCAUGCGUUGAGAAUGCACAUCAUUCAACACGUUUAUUAGCACAAACAACCUUACGGAAUACAAUGGGCAAACGUCCAUUACAUGAGAUAUUAAGUGAACGUCAAACAAUUAGUGGUAAUAUGCAAGUAUCAUUAGAUGAGGCGACCGAAGCAUGGGGUAUUAAAGUUGAACGUGUUGAAAUAAAAGAUGUUCGUUUACCUGUACAAUUACAACGUGCUAUGGCAGCAGAAGCUGAAGCAGCACGUGAAGCACGAGCAAAAGUUAUUGCUGCUGAGGGUGAACAGAAAGCAUCACGUGCCUUACGUGAAGCAUCCGAAGUGAUUGGUGAUUCACCAGCUGCAUUACAAUUGAGAUAUUUACAAACUUUGAAUACAAUAUCAGCGGAGAAGAAUUCAACAAUUGUAUUCCCAAUUCCUAUUGACAUGGUCACGUAUUUUAUGAAAGCAUCAGCAGAAAAGAUGAAUAUCAAGAUGUAAAUCUACAUUAAUCAGUUCAUUUUUGACACAUCAUUACGCAAAGAUAUAUGCAGAUUACACUUCCUUUGAAAAUAUUUGCAACAGAUAUGAUAUAUAAGAUUUUUAGAAGAUUAGCAAGAAAAAUAGCAAGAUUAAAAUCAAAUAAGAUCAAGGCUCAAUAUAUGGCAGAUGACCAACAUAAGAUGGAUACUUACUUAUUGUUGAAUUAUAAUUGAAAUUUAACAAGGACUUUGUGUUUUAUCAAAAAAUUGCUCACAGAGUUGUCAUCUUUCAAUUCUCAAACCCACUAAACAGACGAUAGAAAACCUAUAAAAAACCACUAGAUAGCAGCGUUACCAGAAUAUAUUUCUAGAAACCGUAAUAAACUUUCAAUAAUUAGCUGAAAUGAUUUGAUAAUGUUAAAUUACUUGCCCACUAAAGAAAGUGCAAAAAUCACUAAUUU
Molecule: messenger RNA, 1368 nt
Organism: Chrysoperla carnea
Lineage: Eukaryota; Metazoa; Arthropoda; Insecta; Neuroptera; Chrysopidae
Product: band 7 protein AGAP004871
Exons: 8
Coding region: 96-926 (276 amino acids)
Cellular component (GO): plasma membrane
Source: RefSeq, a predicted model, not a curated record